AUGUCCCAUUCUUAUUACAAGGAAUUAUGGCUCAUCACGCGAAACGACUUAGACAAGUUGAUAGAGUUGGAUCGAAGAUUGCAACAGCAAACACGUACGAGAAAUAUAGAACACGGCUUGAAUCUACUGCUUCCUACAUAUCUUAGAUACCGUAAUCUGGUGAAGAGACUGAUAGUUUGCCACGAUCAAAUGGUACAAACGCAAAAACGAGACCUGAUAAAACGAGUUCUGGAUUGCACGGUCGGCCGAAUGCUGGAAUACAAACAAGCGAUCGUUAACUUGAACUACAACGAUUAUCAAUGGCCCGACGAUUUUAUGAAUGAGUUAAAAUAUACGCCUGACGAUGUGGAGAUUCUCGUGUCCGCAGUUGGCAAGGAUAUCAUACAGCAACGCAGGGAACGUAUCCAGAAGUUGAUAGAAGACGCUUACAAAAGUUACAUACUAACUUUUUGGCGAAAUGGAGCAUUUACUAAAACAGUCUAAUUUUAUUUUAAACGUUAACAGAGGAGGAAGAAGUCGAGAGCAAAGGCCUUUCUGCGGUGGAUGUAAUCGAAUCCGUGGAAAGCUCACCAAAAUUGCGAAGAAGGAAA
Molecule: messenger RNA, 590 nt
Organism: Eufriesea mexicana
Lineage: Eukaryota; Metazoa; Arthropoda; Insecta; Hymenoptera; Apidae
Product: IQ and AAA domain-containing protein 1-like
Exons: 3
Coding region: 1-483 (160 amino acids)
Source: RefSeq, a predicted model, not a curated record